Messenger RNA from Aspergillus homomorphus CBS 101889, 1869 nucleotides. RefSeq names its product ESCRT-II subunit protein VPS36. Lineage: Eukaryota; Fungi; Ascomycota; Eurotiomycetes; Eurotiales; Aspergillaceae. The record is from RefSeq and is a predicted model, not a curated record. Gene Ontology annotation, biological process: protein transport to vacuole involved in ubiquitin-dependent protein catabolic process via the multivesicular body sorting pathway. Gene Ontology annotation, cellular component: ESCRT II complex; late endosome membrane. The transcript is spliced from 3 exons. Gene Ontology annotation, molecular function: phosphatidylinositol-3-phosphate binding; ubiquitin binding. The coding region runs from base 1 to 1869 and encodes 622 amino acids.
AUGUUUUUCAAGCCUCUGGACCUGACUACCGCACUCCGACCUGCACUCUUGCCCGAUGAAACCUUAUUGUUUGUCCAGGAUGCGGUGGGGUUGUACGAAGGGAAAUACAAAAUCCCCAAUUAUCAGAACGGGCAUGCAUACCUGACCUCCCAUCGUGUAUGCUAUGUCGCGGUUGAGGAGCCACGGAAGUACUCUGUCGGUAUCGAUCUGAAGGAAGUUGACAGAGCGGAGUAUCAGGCAGGCUUCCUGAAGUCGUCUCCCAAAAUCACAUUGUAUCCCAAGCCGCCAAAGAGCACCCUCAGCAAAUCAAAGAGCGCUGGUGCAAGCCCGUCUCGAGGACAGUCGCCCAGUAUUUCGGCUUCUAGGCCCCAGAUACAGCCGACCCCUCCCAAGCCUAUUAAUGCGACUUGGGUUUGUCCUAUCUGCUCCUUUUCUAACCCCGUGCCCUCAAACUUCGAUCCGUCUACAGCUACUGUGUCUACACCAAUACCACCUUGCUUGGCUUGUGGCAUUAAGCCGCCCUUAGCCACACUAUUGAAAGCUGUCAUCACUGCUACAGCUAAUCGAGAGGGCCCUGCAACUCAAACAAAUCCGACGUUGCCCGGAACUGAGGGCUCAGCCCCAGCCAAAGGGCCUGGCAUCGUGCCGUAUCCAGACAAGGCACAGGUGUCGUGUCCACGUUGCACAUUUGUGAAUCAUCCGUCACUGGCUGAGUGUGAGAUAUGCGGUGCUUCUCUGGUGGCCACAGGGGCUUUGAAAUCUACUAAGAUCGGCUCGUAUCGCGCAGAAUCGCCAGCACCCGUUUUCGCUCAUAAUAGCAUCAAGAGCACGGAGAUCACUGACUGCAUGAAAUUGUCUUUCAGGGCCGGUGGUAUACAGAUAUUCCACGAGAGGUUGAAGGGUGCUUUGAUCCAGCGAAAAUGGUUGCUCUAUGAUGCUCCACCAGUGCCUCAGCAACCGUCACAAUCGAACUCUAUGCCCUCGCCCGGCUUGACAGUAACAUCACCCGCGAUUGGGAGUGUGCCGUCUCCAUCCAGGUCUCCCGGAGUGGGCAUUGCAGGCCUGGAACAGCGAGGUCUUCAGGCUCGUAAGAACAAUGAACUUGUUAUUGGAAAUGCCUUCGAGGAUCUAGAGGCGCUCAUGGCAUCUGCCAAACAGGUCAUGGCGCUUGCUGCGUCUAUGCGAGAUUCGGGCAUGACUAGUGGCGAUGUCUCUGGAGAAGCGAACGCAGUUUUGUUAGAAUCGGCGGAAACAAUGGGGAUGGUAACAACCAAAGAUAUGCUCGGUAGUGGCGCUGGCAGCUUGUACAUCUCAGAGCUCUCGCGAAACUUGGCCGAGUAUCUGACCGAUGACCGCAAAGGCUUGCUCAAUAAAGAGGGUGGUAUUAUCAGUCUUAUUGAUCUCUGGGCGAUUUUCAAUCGAUCCCGAAACGGCGUUGAGCUUGUUAGCCCUUUAGAUUUUCAAAAAGCAGCAGAGCUCUGGGAGACACUCCGACUGCCGGUGCGCCUUCGCCAAUUCAAAAGUGGUUUGUUUGUCGUCCAGAGAUGGGACUGGAGUGAUGAGGAGACCCUACGCAAGAUACAGGGAUGGAUGGCGGAGCUUCGACAAGUACCGCCCACUGAGCCAAUUUCUUGGGACUGGCGUCAGUUUGGACGUGCUGUCACUGCCCAGGAGGCCGCACAGCGAUUUGGAUGGAGUGUUGGUGUUGCGGCAGAGGAGUUAGAGAUGGCGGAGGACAAGGGAGUACUUUGCAGGGAGGAAGGCAUCGAAGGCUUGCGGUUCUGGGCUAACUUCUUGUCUGAUGCCCCCGUUGUUGGUGAUUUGGGCUUGUCGAGGAUAGCUUUAGACGAAGUCGAUAGACCUAUCUGA